Messenger RNA from Daldinia caldariorum, 1143 nucleotides. RefSeq names its product vacuolar protein sorting-associated protein 26. The transcript has 2 exons. Gene Ontology annotation, cellular component: retromer complex; endosome. The record is from RefSeq and is a predicted model, not a curated record. Bases 124 to 1095 code for a protein of 323 amino acids. Gene Ontology annotation, biological process: retrograde transport, endosome to Golgi; intracellular protein transport. NCBI's taxonomy places the organism in Eukaryota, Fungi, Ascomycota, Sordariomycetes, Xylariales, Hypoxylaceae.
CAAGCAUACGACGACAUUAUAACGGCCAAUUCCCAAUUCCCAAUUCCGACUUCCACUCCUCCUCCUUCCUCCCCACACGACAAACUCGACAACUCAAUAACUCGAUAAUUCAACCCACCCAGCAUGUCGUACUUCUUCGCCACGCCGGUGGACAUCGAUAUAGUACUCGAAGAUAGCGAUGAGCGCCAAGUCGUGGACAUACGGGAGAAGCAGCGCCGGGAGAAGGCGCCUCUAUACAUGGACGGCGAGUCCGUUAAAGGCCAGGUGACGGUGCGACCGAAAGACGGGAAGCGGCUGGAACACACGGGCAUCAAGGUGCAGUUCAUCGGGACGAUAGAGAUGUUUUUCGACCGGGGCAACCACUACGAGUUCCUGUCGCUGAACCAGGAGCUCGCGGCGCCGGGGGAGCUGCAGCACCCGCAGACGUUCGACUUCAACUUCAAGAACGUGGAGAAGCAGUACGAGUCGUACAACGGCAUCAACGUCAAGCUGCGCUACUUCGUGCGCGUCACCGUCGCCCGCCGCAUGGCCGACAUCAUCCGCGAGAAGGACCUCUGGGUCUACAGCUACCGCGUUCCCCCCGAGAUGAACUCCUCCAUCAAGAUGGACGUAGGCAUCGAGGAUUGCCUCCACAUCGAGUUCGAGUACUCCAAGUCCAAGUACCACCUCAAGGACGUUAUCGUCGGCCGCAUAUACUUCCUCCUCGUCCGCCUCAAGAUCAAGCACAUGGAGCUCAGCAUCAUCCGGAGGGAGACCACCGGCGCCGCGCCGAACCAAUAUAACGAGAGCGAGACCCUCGUGCGUUUCGAGAUAAUGGACGGCUCCCCCUCCCGCGGCGAAACCAUCCCCAUCCGUCUGUUCCUCGGCGGCUUCGACCUGACGCCCACCUUCCGCGACGUGAACAAGAAGUUCUCCACGCGGUACUACCUCAGCCUCGUGCUCAUCGACGAGGACGCCCGCCGCUACUUCAAGCAGUCCGAGAUCAUCCUCUACCGGCAAGCCCCCGCCGACGCCGCCGCCAACGGCGACUCCCAAGGCGGCGUCGUCUCCGUCCCCGAGUCCACCCGCACGUUGCCCUUACCCGUCCAAGCGUAGCCCCCCUCUCCUCUCCCCCCCUUCCCCAACGUAAACGGGCGUAAAAUC